Molecule: messenger RNA, 878 nt
Organism: Fukomys damarensis (Damara mole-rat)
Lineage: Eukaryota; Metazoa; Chordata; Mammalia; Rodentia; Bathyergidae
Exons: 5
Coding region: 1-837 (278 amino acids)
Source: RefSeq, a predicted model, not a curated record
AUGUCGCCCGAAGAUAUCACAGUAGCUAACACUUACCCCAUGUACACAGUCACAGCUACCUUGAAUGGAAACAAAAAUGAACAGAAUUUCCGCCAGCUAACAUUCAGCUUUGGAAGACUGUAUAAAGCUAGGCUCAUGAAAAAAAUCACCCGCUUUAAAGGUGCUGCGUUGCCCUGCUUUGGGCUGAGCAGGUGCACUUGCCUCCUCGUCCUCUCCCACCUAGGACGGGCCACGCCGGGAGGGGCGGAGGAGAAGGACGAGGGGAGGAGGCACGAAGGUCACCGCGAUUCCCAGACCGGGAGGACGCAGCAGCCGAGAGGCGCUUCCCCGGCACGUUCGGGCGGGGCGUUCACCGGAGACCGGGCACCGGGGCUACACAGCCUGGACCCCGGGCCAGGCCGGUCGCGGGUGGCCUCGGGGCCUCGCUGCAACUUCUCGGCCCGAGCUCCACGCGCCCUCAGUCAGUCGUGGGCCCCCCACCCGCUUCCUUUCAUUCUCAGGCUCGGAAAUAGGCCAGGGGGCGGGGUGGAAGCUACACCUGGUGCAGCCCUGGUUUCUGAGGCAAAAGAGCUUUUCUUCCCAGCCCUGGGAAGGCAUUUUAACCAUAGGCUGCUCAGAUCUUCCCGUCCCGAUACCGUACGGAAAGCGCCGGCGACCUGGGCACUGACAGCACUGCCGAGACCAGGAUCUGUAUUAUCUUCAGAAACUCAUAAAAAGUGGUUCAUCAUGGGAAGAACAGCACUGUUUGAUUUCACUCCUACAACUUUUCAGUUACAUUAUCCAGUGAGAGAGUCAUCAGAAACAACUGUCACUAUCAGAGGGCAGAAACUGCCAUGAUUUACAAAGGCAAGAAGUGAUUUUCCUGAAUCACAGGAUGA